Molecule: messenger RNA, 1703 nt
Organism: Lycium barbarum (goji berry)
Lineage: Eukaryota; Viridiplantae; Streptophyta; Magnoliopsida; Solanales; Solanaceae
Product: factor of DNA methylation 1-like
Exons: 7
Coding region: 244-1383 (379 amino acids)
Biological process (GO): gene silencing by siRNA-directed DNA methylation
Source: RefSeq, a predicted model, not a curated record
ACCUGUACAGUGGUACUGAUAAGUAAAAUGAAACAUUUUUCUAUUUUUACACGUGGCAUUCAUCUUGACAAAACUUUGGUGGAGGGAUCCUUUCGAGUUAGUUCUUUGUGAAGCAGAACAAGGACACUUCACACUCCUUUUAACCCUGCUAUAUAACUUUAGGAUGUAUUCUCCAAGCUGAACUUUAUCUACUUGUUUUACUUCCUUGUUGUCUUCUAGUUCUAGUUUAGAGUUGUGGGUGCAAUGGAGUUUGAAACUGACCUGAAAAAUGAAAAUCUGGAUGAGCUGAAGACAAAAUUCAAUUUGACUACACUGCCUCUUAGACAGAUGCUCGAGGAGAAAGACAUGCCACACCGUUCUUUUUUUGAAGGAACAAGGAAGAUGCUACGCCUUGCCCGUGAGCAUGCACAGAAGAUCCUGCUGGAGCAAAAAUCGUCGAGUCUAGAGUUGAAGAGCAAGAAGAAGAAGCUUGAUUCUUGGAGUAGAGAACGGAGGGAAGUCUUAACUGAGCGAGAAAAGCAAAAGCUUGAUGAGGAGAAGAAAAAGAAUGAUAUGAGAAUUUUAGCACUUCAAAUGGCCUCUGCAGAACAAAGAAAAGCUGAUGAGAAUGUCUUGAGACUGGUUGAAAAACAAAAGAGGGAGAAGGAGGAAGCCUUGAAAAAGAUUCUUGAGCGUCCAGAAAGGGACAUCGAUGCCAAGCAAAAUCUGGAUAUGGAAAUAGCAGAACUUAAAGGAAAACUAAAAGUUAUGAAACCCCUUGGAGGCAAUGACGAUGCAGCUGUACAGAAUAAGAAUAAGGAGAUGACUGAGGAGCUGAAAGAUAAAACAGAGGAGAUGGAUAAUAUGGAGUCCCUAAUCCAGACUCUCGUUACGAAGGAGCGCAAAAGUAAUGAUGAGUUGCAAGAUGUACGGCGCACAUUGAAAGAGGGAUUGCUUGAGAUAUUGAGCAGUGGGCGAGCCCAUAUUGGGAUAAAAAGAAUGGGGGAAAUCAAUUCAAAGGCCUUUCAGAGUGCAUUGAAGCAGAGGUUUCCGAAUCAGGUAGCUGAAAUCAAGGCCAUGGAACUUCUUUCUCUGUGGCAGGAAAAAACACAAGACCCUGACUGGCAUCCCUUUAAAAUAAUCAAGAUUGAUGAGUCGAAUUUCGAGAGAGUGGUAGAUGAGAACGAUGAAGCACUACGAAAGCUAAAGGAGGAAUUUGGGGAUGAAAUAUGUGAUGUGGUGACUGCAACUCUGAAGGAGAUAGAGGAAUACAAUCCUAGUGGUAGGUACGCGAUUCCUGAGCUAUGGAAUUUCAAGGAAGGAAGGAAGGCCAAACUGACAGAAGUAAUCAGUUUCAUCAUCAAGAAAUUGAAGAUGCAAAAACGCAAGAGGACAUAUAUCUAGGUGCUUAUAAUUUCUAGCUUUCCUAUCUCUGGUCAUCAGAUGGAAUUCCUGCUUCUAUAUAUACUUGCUCUUAUUUUAGUGAUGUACCAAAGGAGUUACUUUUUUAUGGUGGGUGUAUAUAUGCACUUUUGGGAUUCAGAUAUGUGCAAGUUUGCAAGAUGGUUGACAUGUCUCUGCAGAACUAGUCCAGGUGCCCCUAUAUGUUUUGGAGGUGCCUGUAAAACCGCGUACGUAUGACUCAGUGGAGAUUAUCCUUUUCUGUGACUUGACUGUUUGCAGUUGAAACUAUGAUUACCGACUCUGAUAUGCAACUGAGAAUG